AUGGCCAAAUUACUGGUAAAGUUCCAGCGUUAUUUUAGGCGGAAACCCGUGCGCUUCUUCACUCUGAUCGCGCUGUACCUGACGGCCGGGAGCCUGGUGUUUCUGCACUCUGGGUUUGCAGGGGAGCCCACCAUCUCAGAGAAUGAACCCAACCCCCUGGAUGGCACCAGCGAAGGGGCAGCGUUUCAGUACCUGGGGGUGGUUCAGCUCGGGAGGGGGUUCAAGGAGACCCCGGAGGCUCGGAAUUCUGUCCGGAGGUAUGGGCCGUGGUUCAAGAGCGUUUCCAAGGAUACGCCAGAGAGGAACAAAAUGGGGGACUAUGGCGGGGCCUGGAGCAGAGCUCUCAAAGGGAGGAAGGUCCGUGAGAAAGAGGAGGACAGAGCAAAAUACAUUGGUUGCUACGUGGACAACACUCGCCGACGGGCGCUGCGUGGCGUGUCCUUCUUCGACUACAAAAAGAUGACAGUGUUCCGUUGCCAGGACAACUGUGCCGAACGGGGUUAUUUGUACGCCGGGUUGGAGUUCGGUGCAGAAUGUUACUGUGGACACAAAAUCCAGGCCUUAAAUGUGAGCGAGUCUGAAUGUAACAUGGAGUGCAAGGGAGAGAAGAGCAACAUCUGCGGAGGUGUGAACCGUCUCUCCAUUUACCGGCUGGAGCUGGCCCAGGAGUCCGCCAGGAGAUAUGGCAGCGCGAUAUUCCGCGGAUGCUUCCACCGGCCGAACAACGUCUCCUUAGCUUUGCCUGUGACUGGGGUGAUGCUGAACAUGUCUGUGGACAAGUGUGUGGACUUCUGCACUGAAAAGGAAUACCCGCUGGCAGCCCUGGGGGGGGCCUCCUGCCAUUGCGGCUUCCCCACCACGCUCUUCACCCUCCAUGAGCGCGAGGACGAGCAGCUGUGCGCCCAGAAGUGCGGCGGCGAGGAGUUCGAGAGCUGCGGGACCGCCGAGUACUUCAUCGUGUACCAGACGCAGGUGCAAGACAAUCGUUGUAUGGAUAGAAGGUUUUUACCAGCUCGGUCGAAACAGUUUAUAGCUCUGGCAAGCUUUCCCGGGGCGGGCAACACUUGGGCGCGCCAUCUCAUCGAGCUAGCUACGGGUUUCUACACUGGGAGCUAUUACUUCGAUGGAUCGCUCUACAACAAAGGGUUCAAAGGUGAAAGGGAUCACUGGCGAAGUGGAAGGACAAUCUGCAUCAAAACCCACGAAAGUGGCCAGAAGGAAAUCGAGGCCUUUGAUUCAGCCAUACUGCUCAUCCGGAACCCAUACAAAGCCCUGAUGGCUGAAUUCAAUCGCAAGUAUGGCGGUCACAUCGGAUUCGCUUCUCACGCACAUUGGAAAGGCAAAGAAUGGCCAGAGUUCGUCAAAAAUUACGCCCCCUGGUGGGCCACUCACACCCUGGACUGGUUGAAGUAUGGCAAAAACGUCCUUGUGGUGCACUUUGAGGACCUGAAGCGAGAUCUCUUUGUCCAACUGAAGAGGAUGGUGAGCCUCCUGGGCACCAGGGUGUUUGAGGACAGACUCUUGUGUGUCGAGGGCCAAAAAGACGGAAACUUUAAGCGCUCCGGGCUGAGGAAACUGGAAUAUGACCCCUACACGCCCGAGAUGAGAAAAACGAUCAGCACUUACAUUAAAACUGUGGACAUGGCUCUGAAACUCAGAAACCUCACAGGGGUCCCAGAUGACUAUUAUCCGAGAUGA
This is a messenger RNA of Emys orbicularis (European pond turtle), 1698 nucleotides long. It is a transcript of the gene WSCD2, whose product is annotated as WSC domain containing 2. Bases 1 to 1698 code for a protein of 565 amino acids. The transcript has 8 exons. Lineage: Eukaryota; Metazoa; Chordata; Testudines; Emydidae. The record is from RefSeq and is a predicted model, not a curated record.